This is a messenger RNA of Angiostrongylus costaricensis, 999 nucleotides long. The record is from the annotation of a GenBank genome assembly. NCBI's taxonomy places the organism in Eukaryota, Metazoa, Nematoda, Chromadorea, Rhabditida, Metastrongylidae.
AUGUCGAUUUAUACCAUAUGUACAGAGAUGAGUGACGAAAAAUCUGAUGCUGCUCUUGUAACUGAGGAACCAGGUAGGAACGAGAAAUCUACCAAAGCCAAAGAAGUAGUUGCUGGUGAAGAUGAAGUUCAACCUAGUCUCAAUCCAAUUCCACCGGCAUGGAUUUCGACGGGAGCCUCAUGGUUUAACAGCGCCAUUUUUCAGACGAUUAAUACUUUUGACUUAGUUAAAAAGGAUUUGGCAGAGUUUGGUGAUGCUAUGACGCAAGAAGUCGCAGAUAUUACUAAUGCAGCAAAAGGAGGAAUUGGCGCCGCUACCAACGUUAUUAAAGAACAAGCACAUUUUCUGGAGAAACUCGUAACACCAGAUGAGGAAGAAAACCCAGUAGUGAGGAAUUCUCAGGCCAGCAAUAGUGAGUCCGCUAUUGAAAGUGUUGGAUCAAGUUCGCAGUCAAAAGAGGAGUCGUUAAGUGCGGUAAUUGGAUUUGGUUGGAUGAAAUCAGUUGUAAAUACCGUUACCGAUACAGUAAAGAGUUUGGCAAUUGAAGAAACGACUGACGGCGAAGGUGAUUUUACGGAAGUGGUCCGACCUCGAAUUUUACGCAAAACGAAUUUGUCAGCAGCAAAAUUGUUGGAGAUACAAUCAUCAGAUGGGACAUUUCGCAAUGAACCAGAAAACUCUGAUGCUUAUUCGAAAUGGAUGACGCGGUUUAAUAUUGAAGAGUACGACGCUGAGAUUAAUGUACUUCUAGGAAGCAAUCCAUCGCUGAGAGAGAUAUAUUCGAAAAUGGUUCCAUCGGAAUUAGAUAGCAAGACCUUUUGGUCACGAUAUUUUUUCUCUAUUCAAAUUGCUGAAAUGGAUGAGGAAUUGCGUACAUCUUUUUCCCUCAAAGAGUUGUCUGUGGAUACAGAUGUACAAGGAAAGAAUAUUAAGAAAGGUAAGGUGAACAAUUAUAUAUAUUUGAAAGUAGUAGUGUUAUAUUUCUUGGUGACGAUUUGA